Messenger RNA from Acanthosepion pharaonis, 873 nucleotides. NCBI's taxonomy places the organism in Eukaryota, Metazoa, Mollusca, Cephalopoda, Sepiida, Sepiidae. The record is from the annotation of a GenBank genome assembly.
AUGAGUGACCCAUGUCCAUUCGAUGGUCUGACCACGCGCACAGAUGACCCACACGGCUCGUUCGCUUCCCGCAAAUGGCGCCGAUUGCUAAUUUUCGACGUCUACAAUUCAUUGAACACAAUACUAUCUCUCUAUCUCCCCCUCUCUCUGUCUGUCUAUCUAUCUAUCUAUCUAUCUAAAUAUGUUCAUAUCUAUCUCAGUCUGUUCGUAUCUAUGUAUCUAUCUCAUUCUCUUCAUAUCUAUCUAUCUAUCUAUCUAUCUAUCUAUCUCAUUCUGUUUAUAUCUAUCUAUCUCAUUCGGUUUAUAUCUAUCUAUCUAUCUAUCUAUCUCAUUCUGUUUCUAUCUAUCUAUCUCAUUCUGUUUAUAUCUAUCUAUCUAUCUAUCUAUCUAUCUAUCUCAUUCUGUUUCUAUCUAUCUAUCUCAUUCUGUUUAUAUCUAUCUAUCUAUCUAUCUAUCUAUCUAUCUAUCUAUCUCAUUCUGUCUUCUCAUUCUGUUUAUCUAUCUAUCUAUCUCAUUCAUUCAUUCUAUCUCAUUCUGUUUCUAUCUAUCUAUCUAUCUAUCUAUCUCAUUCUGUUUCUAUCUAUCUAUCUAUCUAUCUAUCUCAUUCUGUUUCUAUCUAUCUAUCUAUCUAUCUAUCUAUCUAUCUAUCUAUCUCAUUAUCUAUCUCAUUCUGUUCAUAUCUAUCUAUCUAUCUAUCUCAUUCUGUUCAUAUCUAUCUAUAUAUCUAUCUUAAAAUAUUUAAAAUAUGACAUAGAAUUCCCGUCAACUAAACCAACGAGGAGCGAAGAGGUUUAUCUUGAAACUGAGUUUAAAAAGAGAACGAACGAAUUCGGUAAAAUAGAAAAAACAAGCAAACAAACAAAAAGUUUAUAA